This is a messenger RNA of Carlito syrichta (Philippine tarsier), 2017 nucleotides long. It is a transcript of the gene CRYZ, whose product is annotated as crystallin zeta. Bases 221 to 1213 code for a protein of 330 amino acids. The record is from RefSeq and is a predicted model, not a curated record. Gene Ontology annotation, molecular function: quinone reductase (NADPH) activity; NADPH binding; mRNA 3'-UTR binding. NCBI's taxonomy places the organism in Eukaryota, Metazoa, Chordata, Mammalia, Primates, Tarsiidae. The transcript has 8 exons. Gene Ontology annotation, cellular component: cytosol.
AAGCACCGAGUUUCUACAGGAAGUAGGAUGAAGAAUUUGCUUUGUAGCUGAAGGAUGUGUAAGAUGAAAGAUCCUUAGACAUGAAAUGAGGUCAGUGGUAAGCUUACGAUUUAAAUUGUUGUUUGAAAAAGUGCUCUAUCUGCUCCUUCCAGGGGAAAAACCAUGGAGAGAACCUAGAUACAAUGUGACAUUAAUUCUUCUUCUUAGUAUCUAGAUCACCAUGGCGACUGGACAGAGGUUGAUGAGAGCUGUCAGAGUGUUUGAAUUUGGUGGACCCGAAGUCCUGAAACUCCAGUCGGAUGUGACCGUGCCGAUUCCAAAAGACCACCAGGUUCUAAUCAGAGUCCACGCGUGUGGUGUGAACCCCGUGGAGACGUACAUUCGCUCCGGGACGUACAGCAGGAAGCCAGCCCUGCCCUACACGCCUGGCUCCGACGUGGCUGGGGUGGUGGAAGCCAUUGGAGAUGGUGCGUCUGCUGUCAAGACAGGUGACAGGGUCUUCACGACCAGCACACUCUCUGGGGGCUACGCGGAGUACGCGCUUGCAGCGGAUCACACCGUCUACAAACUGCCCGACGAGCUGGACUUCCAGCAAGGCGCGGCCAUCGGUAUCCCAUAUUUCACGGCGUUUCGAGCUCUGAUCCACAGUGCCCGUGCGAAGGCUGGCGAGAGCGUUCUGGUUCACGGGGCUAGCGGAGGAGUAGGUUUAGCAGCAUGCCAGAUUGCUAGAGCUUAUGGCUUGAGGGUUUUGGGCACGGCUGGCACCGAGGAGGGACGGAAGGUUGUCUUGCAAAAUGGAGCCCAUGAAGUAUUUAAUCACCGGGAAGUUAACUACAUUGAUAAAAUUAAGAAAUCUGUUGGUGAGAGAGGAAUUGAUGUGAUUAUUGAAAUGUUAGCGAAUGUAAAUCUUAGUAAAGAUUUGAAUCUUCUGUCAUACGGAGGAAGAGUCAUAGUUGUUGGCAACAGAGGUACUAUUGAAAUCAACCCCCGGGAUACCAUGGCCAAGGAGACUAGUAUCAUUGGAGUUCAUCUCUUUUCCUCAACCAAGGAGGAAUUUCAGCAAUUUGCAGCUGCCCUUCAAGCUGGAAUGGAAAUUGGUUGGUUGAAACCUGUAAUAGGUUCUCGGUAUCCGUUGGAGAAGGUAGCCCAGGCUCAUGAAAAUAUCAUUCACGGCGGUGGGGCUACUGGAAAAAUGGUUCUUCUCUUACGAUGAUGAAUCAUUUCAUGCGAUUUUAUAUGUAACAAGAGGUUCUCUCUCCUCCAUUUUUACUUAAUUACCUGCUCUUUGAUUAACGUUCAGUUGAUUCUGUGAGUUUCUUAUGUGAAAAAAUAAGAUUUUUUCUUUAGAGAACAGAGGCAGUGAAGUAAAAUUGAUAACCAGCAAUAUUUUUUAUGCCUCUGUCUCAGAUCAGAAUCAUCAGAUUAGGAAAUAACGUGUUAGUGGUUAUUGGCACUGAGGUGCUUUCCAGAAAUUCUUGACUGACACUUGAGUAAUUACAAGUCUUUGAUCAGAACACGCUGAUUCAUAAUAGGACUGCCCAGGUCCCACAGAUUUCUGAGCCUACUCACCUCUACAAAGGUUCUUUAGUCUCUGAUUAGCCUUGACUGUAUUGGACUCUGAAGAUUUACUGGACUGAAAAAGACUCUUGUUUCAAACUAAUCUCGGCUGGGUCUGUAAGUCUUCUGGAUGUGCAACAAUAAACAAUGGCCAGGGCAGUUUGUUAGUUUUCCCAAUAUUUCUCCAAAUAUUAGAAUACUCAUGAUCAGUUGGUUGCCAAUGACUUCGUAUGUUCUGUGAAGACCGCAGCCCUCUCUUUGGUAUAGUGUGAUAACCUACACAUGGUCUUCACAUAGAUAAUACUUCUUUGAUAAGAUUUUCAAAGUAGAUUCAGGGUUAUCUCUUUGUUGAUGGGGGUCAUAUAUUUUCACUUAGAUUAAUAAACUCACAAAUUUGACACUUUAAGAAUGAUCUUUUGUUUUAGGACAUGAUCUGUAGUAAAUUCUGCAGAAAAUUAAA